AUGGGCAGUGGCGCAAGCCACAAGGCGAGUGAUGCUGAUUCGGCUGAGUCAAAGCCAGGGCCAGCACAGGUUGGAGAGGAGCUCGAAAGCGGUUGCGUCAUCCACGAAGUUGCAGACAGGGCCAUCACAGUUCAGCAGUUGCAGGAUCUUACAAGUUGUAUCGCGACCAAGCUGAAAGAAGAAGGAUGGACAACCACAGAUCCGUCAGUCGCAAAGCCAGUGAAAUUGAAGAAGGGAACCGUGAACCUGUACGAUGUCGUGGCCAAAUUGGUGAAGCCUGCCACAGAGAAACGACGCUGCUCCUACGUGGAGUUGGUCGCUACAGGGCCUCAGACAACCCGAUGGUUCGUUUCUCACUGGUGGGGCGAACCAGUUUUUCAUUUUGUGGCUUGCGUGGUGAAGCACAGCGAGCAAAGACGGCUCGGGUAUGCGUCAACUUACUGGGUCUGUGCAUAUGCAAAUAACCAGUGGGAGUUGGCCUAUGACGUCGCAGCGAAUCCAGCGGAGUCGUCUUUUCGACGAGCCCUCGAUGUUGCCGAAGGAACAUUGUCGAUAUUAGAUGAUGCAGCCAGGGCCUACGAGAGGGUGUGGUGCGAGUACGAGGUGUUCGUAACUCUUGAGAAGGCAAAAACGACAGCGCAUCUGUUUGAUAUUUACACGUAUCACAAGCAUCAACCGCGGGGUAUCACGGACGGCAUCACAGAAGGAGACCGUCGGGGGGCAAGCUGGUGGUGGGAAGAUCGGAAGUGGUCCCGAGAGAAGAACUUUCCGGUAGAGUUGGCUGAAGCAGCAAUGCAGGCACAGGUGCAGCUGGCAAUGGCGAGCGUGGAUGCGGACCGCAUCCAUAUUCUGAACUCCAUCGUUGGUGCACACGACUUGAAUGCCGUUCCACCAUUGGAGCACGAACGGUACGAUGUCGUCAACACCACGUUACAUGCUCGGUUUGCUCUGGCAGCCCUGAAGCUCAUGGUGGAAGCCAGGCGGUCGCUCCACAGAUAUGUGCAGGUGAUUUCCAACUCGCAGGUCACCCGCAUCAACUUGUCAUUCAGGUCCGACCAAGUCCUGUCUGAUGCGACCCUGCAGCAGCUAGCCGCAGCACUUCCGGCGACUUUGAAAGACCUGUGCCUGAAUAUGGUGGACUGCACACUCUUGACAGAUCAGGGCAUCCAGGCCUUGGCACUUGCAUUGGAACCGCUUCCGCUGGAGAGCCUGCACCUGGACAUUGCGAAGAAUGCCCUUUCAGACGAAGCUGUGCAGGCAGUGGCGGCCUCCCUCGGCGAAUCGUUGCAGCACCUCUGGUUCAGCGUAGGACAUAUUACCGACAUCAGCGAUGUUUCUGGUGAAAGCCUGGCAACUGUGCUACCUGCACGCCUGGAAAGCAUGUUCUUGUCUCUCGCUGGAUGCAGAAAGAUCACUGGCAAGACGCUGGAAAGUCUGGGCAGGUCCUUUCCUCUGAAAUUGUCGCAUCUUGAGCUCAUGUUCGGUAGCUGCCACCUGCUGGACAAUGCUGCGGUACAAGCGCUGCUGUCUCAACUGCCCGAGGGCUUGCUUGAUCUGCGGCUGGACUUCUGGGGAUGCUCGCAGCUCACGGAG
Molecule: messenger RNA, 1593 nt
Organism: Symbiodinium sp. CCMP2456
Lineage: Eukaryota; Dinophyceae; Suessiales; Symbiodiniaceae
Source: the annotation of a GenBank genome assembly